This is a messenger RNA of Uloborus diversus, 630 nucleotides long. It is a transcript of the gene Sbat, whose product is annotated as N-alpha-acetyltransferase 38, NatC auxiliary subunit-like. Gene Ontology annotation, molecular function: RNA binding. Bases 172 to 504 code for a protein of 110 amino acids. The transcript has 3 exons. Gene Ontology annotation, cellular component: NatC complex. The record is from RefSeq and is a predicted model, not a curated record. NCBI's taxonomy places the organism in Eukaryota, Metazoa, Arthropoda, Arachnida, Araneae, Uloboridae.
AUGAAGUGAGUGAACCGAAGGGAAGUGAUCGUUGUUGUGUUUAUAUUUUGAUUUUGCUCGCUUUAAGCUUUCCUGCUUGUAUUUCUAGGAUGGAAAGUCUUCGCUUUAAAAAGAUUGCUGUUUAUUAAAAUUAAACAAAACCUUUUCCACACUAAAGUAUACAAAUUAACCAUGCAAAUAAACGAAAGCGAACAGAAGUCGGAGCUUCCUGUAGUGGAGAACCAGACUCAAUUGGAAAAGUCCCCUUCACGCCAGAAGUUGGAAAGUUGGCUGAACCGCAACAUGCGCAUUGAGAUGACUGAUGGACGAACCCUGGUUGGGAUAUUCCUUUGCACAGACAGGGAACGCAACAUCAUCUUGGGAUCUUGUGCAGAGUACUUACAGCUCUCCGAAGGAGAAGGCGUACCUGAGGAAGAACCUCGUGUUUUAGGGUUGGCCAUGGUUCCUGGGCAUCACAUAGUGUCCAUACAGGUUGACUUGAGUCAAGAUGCCCAAGUACUCUGAACAAAAAAAAAAGUGUUAUUGCUGUCAUUUUCUCAUUCUGAAGUUUACCAGUUUCAUUGCAUAAAAUUCCAAACUGUUAUGAAUAAAAUGCAUGUAUAGUUCAUUAAAACAAUAAAGUUUUUAUUA